Messenger RNA from Rhagoletis zephyria (snowberry fruit fly), 1809 nucleotides. NCBI's taxonomy places the organism in Eukaryota, Metazoa, Arthropoda, Insecta, Diptera, Tephritidae. The record is from RefSeq and is a predicted model, not a curated record.
AUGGGGCGCACAAGAAAACGCGGAAAGCAGUUCAUUGACAUGAAGAACUCCGUCACAUUUAAGCUAGUGGCUCGAAGCACUGAUGACCCGCUGUUCUGUGACCCUGAAGCACCACAGUACGUUCUGGUGGAGAAAAAGUCCAAAGAGGUGAUACCGAUUGAACUGGACGACAACGUUGGGCCGGAGAAGAAAAAACUGGACAAAGAUUCCCGGCGAGCAGAACAGGCCAAAUUCGGCGUAUACUUUGACGAUGAUUACGACUACCUGCAGCACCUGAUUGACGCCGAAGACGUGCCCACGUUGAAGGGCAUUGAGAUUGUGUCCAAGGAAAAGAUGCAAAGUGACGACCUCCCGGUCGAACUGGAUGAGCUGGUAAAUCCACAGCCUUCCACCAGCAAAGGCGUUGCAGCAGCAAAACAGAAACCCACUCUUAUGCUACCAUCAUCCGUCUUUGAGUCGACUGUCCGCGAAAAGGAAGCUCUCACAAAGCGGGCCGCUCUGCCCGUUGGCCCCCAACUCGACUGGGAUCCCGAUGUGGUCGAGGCAAUGGAUGAUGAUUACAAUUUCGAUGACCCAAAUAACCAAAUUGAUGAUGAUUUCGUCAGUCAAGCGAUGGUGAAGGGAGAAGCCUUUGAAGAGGAUAACUCGUAUUUGUACGACUUUACCUACAAAUCAUUGCCCAAAAAUCUUCCACCUGUAGACGAACAGGAUCAAGAGGAGCAAGAGUUUGAUGAUGAUGAUGACGACGAUGAUCUCUCAGUGUGUGGUGCCGCCAGCGGUUCUGAAGACUAUGACUCAGACGAAGCUCGUGAUCUGUUUCCCAACUCGAUGGCCCACAUCAAGGAUUUACUGGCGAAGAAGCACAUUAAAAAGUACUUCAACAUGGAAGGAACUGACGAUCAGUUUGACGACGGCGCCUCAGCCAAGUCCACUGGAUCGCGCUUUACCGAGUACUCAAUGUCCAGCUCGGUGGUGCCACGAAGUGAACAGCUGCGCCAGCUUGACAGUCAAUUUGAGAAAAUGUUCAUCAGCGAGUACGGCGAUGAAGAGGCGAUCGGCGCCCUGGACGGGGACGAGGAGUUUGAGGAGGUGGACGGCGAAAUGGACCCCAGUCAGCAGGAGCUGAUGAAGGCGGCGCUGGAGGAGUUUGCCGAGGCGAAGCAGGAACGCGCCGGCAUCGAGUACGUCGGCAAUAGAGAGGCCAUCGACUUUGUUCGCACUCGAUUUGUCGCUAAGCACUCUAAAGCUGGCCGCGAUGAUGGCGAAGACUCUGAGUCAGAAUCAGGUGAUGACUCUGACAGCGACUCCGAGUACGAGGAGAUUGAGGUGGCGGACACUGGACGAAAGGGCGACAAGGAGCGACUGGACUGCGAGUCAGUGCUCAGCACCUUCUCAAACACCACCUACCAUCCCAGGGUUCUUCAGGACACUGACCGCUACGGAAACGUCCUCCUCGGUCGGCAGAAGACGGCCCGUCCGAAUCACAUUCGAUUUGACCCCCGCACUGGCAUGCCGCUCGCCCCUGCCGCCAACGAUCCACAGCUGCUCACUUCUGGCAAUCUCGCCAAGUUGGACGCCCUGGAGACGGGCACUGCUCGCACCAACGCCACCCGACUGUCGGAGCUGUCGGUGCGCCCGAAGAAUGAGACGGUGGAGGAGCGACGGCAGCGGAAGAAGGAGCUGAAGGACUACCGAGCGCAGCGACGGGCGGAGAAGAAGGCCAACAAGGUGGCCUUCACCGAGGAGAAGCUUCGAAUGGCCAAGCAGUCGCUGAACAGUGUCGUCCAGAAAAAGGUCGCCGUCCUGUAG